UACCAUUUUCCUCCGCCUCUAGUUGUCAAGAAGAUGGCAGCUUCCAGGCAGGCAUGAGAGGAAAUACUUCUGCAAAAAUCGAAUGAAUUUGGAUUAUUUUUGCAAGAAUAAGCAGCCCAUCAGUGCUUCUUUGAUCACUGCACCAAAAUAAAGUUAUGUCUGUCCCUGGCUCCGCGGUGACUGGGACCCCGGCGUCGGUCCUGCAGCCGCGGUGGAAGCGGGUCCUGGGCUGGUCUGGCCCUGUCCCGCGUCCCAGACACGGACACCGAGCUGUGGCCAUCAAAGAACUUAUGGUUGUGUUUGGAGGCGGAAACGAGGGAAUAGUGGAUGAACUACAUGUCUACAACACAGCUACAAAUCAGUGGUUCAUACCGGCAGUUCGUGGUGACAUCCCUCCUGGUUGUGCUGCAUAUGGCUUUGUCUGUGAUGGCACCAGGUUACUAGUGUUUGGCGGCAUGGUCGAGUAUGGGAAGUACAGCAAUGACCUUUAUGAACUGCAGGCCAGCAGAUGGGAGUGGAAAAAGUUAAAAGCUAAAAACCCGAAGAAUGGCCCCCCUCCCUGUCCUCGGCUUGGGCACAGUUUUUCUCUUGUGGGUAACAAGUGUUACCUUUUUGGGGGGCUUGCCAAUGACAGCGAGGAUCCAAAAAACAAUAUUCCCAGAUAUCUAAAUGAUUUGUACACACUGGAACUUCGCCCUGGUUCCAGUGUGGUUGGAUGGGAUAUACCGAUAACCUACGGUGUUCUGCCUCCACCUCGUGAGAGUCACACAGCUGUUGUAUACACAGAAAAGACUAGCAGAAAAUCACGUUUAAUAAUCUAUGGAGGAAUGAGUGGUUGCCGCCUUGGAGAUCUUUGGACACUUGAUAUUGAUACACUGACAUGGAAUAAACCAUCUGUUAAUGGCACUGCCCCACUGCCCAGAAGUCUUCACUCAGCAACUACUAUUACAAAUAAGAUGUACGUUUUUGGAGGAUGGGUUCCUUUGGUAAUGGAUGAUGUUAAAGUAGCGACACAUGAAAAAGAGUGGAAGUGCACCAACACCCUGGCUUGUCUAAAUCUUGAUUCCAUGUGUUGGGAAACGGUCCUGAUGGACACCCUUGAGGAUAACAUCCCCAGGGCUCGUGCAGGCCAUUGUGCUGUUUCAAUCAAUUCACGUCUUUAUGUUUGGAGUGGGCGUGAUGGUUAUCGUAAAGCAUGGAACAACCAAGUGUGUUGUAAAGACCUAUGGUACCUAGAAACUGAACGACCACAUGCUCCCGCUAGAGUUCAGUUGGUCCGUGCCAACACAAACUCACUGGAGGUGAGCUGGGGAGCAGUCUCGACCGCUGAUACUUAUUUGUUGCAGCUGCAAAAGUAUGACAUCCCUGCCACUCCAGCUUCCCCUCUAGUGAGUGUAACACCCUCCCAGCCUGUGAACUCUCCAAAGAGCCCUGCUCCAGCUGCAGCAGCCCCUGCUGCACAAAGCCUUACACAGACUGCUGUUUUAAAAGUUGCAGCUCAACAGUCUGCCACAGGAGCUUCAGUAGUCACAGUUCGCCCUAACCAGCCCGGGAAGUCCCCUGUGACUGUAACUGCUCUUCCACCAGGUGUAAGGAUGGUUGUUCCGGCCCAGACCACUCAAGGAUCUCCGAUUGGAAGUAGCCCACAAAUGAGUGGCAUGGCAGCUUUAGCAGCAGCUGCUGCGGCUACUCAGAAAAUUCCUCCCUCUUCAGCCGGUACUGUGCUCAAUGUCCCAGCUGGUGCUACCAUACUGAAAACAGUGGCAGUUUCCCCUGGUACAACAACUGUCAAAGUUGCGUCUCCUGUAAUGGUGAGCAACCCAGCCACUCGAAUGCUUAAGACUGCUGCCGCCCAGGUUGGCACAGGGACUGCAGCGUCUCCUACAACUACCAGACCUAUCAUUACUGUCCACAAGUCAGGUGCUGUUACAGUUGCCCAGCAAGCCCAGGUGGUCACUACUGUGGUCGGUGGAGUUACCAAGACUAUCACAUUGGUGAAGAGUCCUCUCACCAUGGGUGGCAGUGGAACUUUGAUCUCCAACCUUGGCAAGAUGAUGUCUGUAGUACAAACCAAGCCAGUGCAGACAUCAGCUGUCACCGGCCAGGCCUCCACUAACCCUCUCACACAGAUCAUACAGACGAAGGGUCCCCUUCCAGCUGGAACUAUCCUGAAACUGGUGACCUCAGCAGAUGGCAAGCCAACAACUAUCAUCACCACCUCACAGGCAGGAGGUACAGGAAACAAGCCGACAAUCCUCAACAUCAGUGGUGUUUCGCCUACCACCACAAAGCAAGGCACCACCAUUAUUAAGACCAUCCCUAUGUCUGCCAUCAUGAGUCAGGCUGGGGCCACAGGUGUGACCAGUAGUACAAGUUUAAAAUCACCCAUUACAAUCCUUACGACAAAGGUGAUGACCACCGGAACACCUGGUAAAAUCAUUACUGCUGUUCCAAAAUUGGCUACUGCAGCUGGGCAACAAGGACUGACACAGGUGGUUUUAAAGGGUGCCCCAGGACAACCAGGGACGAUUCUGCGCACUGUGCCCAUGAGCACCGUGGGGGGUGUUCGCCUUGUUACUCCAGUGACUGUGUCAUCCGUUAAACCCACUGUCACGACUCUGGUUGUGAAGGGGACUACAGGUGUCACUACUCUUGGUACGGUCACUGGUACAGUCUCCACCAGUCUGUCUGGAGGCUCUGUAGACUCCUCUACUGCAUCGUUGGUUACCCCCAUCACCACCCUUGGUACCAUAGCCACCCUGUCCAGUCAGGUCAUUAAUCCAACUGCCAUUACUGUGUCAGCACCUCAGACGAGCCUGACCUCUGCCUCCACUCUGCCUUCCUCUACCAUCACAGUACAGAACCAGCCCACGCAAGUAACUCUUAUCACUACUCCAAGUGGAGUUGAGGCUCAGCCUGUACAGGACCUCCCUGUCUCGAUCCUGGCCUCACCAACAUCAGAUCAACCUAGUUCUACAGAAGCAAGUGCAUCUGGAGAUGCUUCUGGGACAGUCACCCUAGUGUGUUCUAACCCACCCUGUGAGACGCAUGAAACGGGAACCACCAACACUGCCACAACUGCCUCUGCAAACAUGUCAGCUCCACGUGUGUGCUCCAACCCACCGUGUGAAACUCAUGAAACUGGCACAACAAACACAACUACCACAGCCUCUGCAAACAUGGGAGGGGUCCAGAAAGUGUGUUCAAAUCCUCCAUGUGAGACACAUGUGACCAGCACCACAAACACACCCACCCAGGCCUCGUCCAAUAUGAGCGCUGGCCCAACAGGAACUGUUCAGAGGGUGUGCUCCAAUCCGCCCUGUGAAACACACGAGACUGGGACCACCAAUACCCCGUCCACUGCCACGUCCAAUAUGGGAGACCAGAUGAGCACAGCAUCAGGCCUGGCCCAGAGAGUGUGUUCCAAUCCACCCUGUGAAACUCAUGAGACGGGGACCACCAACACCGCCACCACAGCUACCUGCAGUAUGGAGACUGCAGACGGCACAGCUCAACAAACAGAAGAAGGAACCGAAGUUACUGCCAGCGCAGAGGAGGCCUCCUCCACAGCAGCCACUGGCCUUGUGAGCACCACCCAAGGCAGAGCAGUUACUACUGUCACCCAGUCUACUCCAGCUCCAGGACCUGCUGUACCAUCGAUCUCUUCCAUCACCGAAGGUGCAAAUGCGGCUUCUAGCUCUACUGAGGAACCCAUGCAAACUGAAGAAACCUCCACUGGAGUUGCCUCUGCAGAGGAAGGAGCCACAGCCAUGGAGACACAGGGAGAGGCAGGCUCAGCCGCGGCUCUGAACCUUCCUUCGGAGCUGAUGUCUGAGGGCCAGGGAGCAACGUCCCUCAUGGUGACUGGGCUGUCGGAUGAGGAGCUGGCUGUUACUGCUGCAGCUGAAGCCGCUGCUCAGGCAGCAGCCACUGAAGAGGCUCAAGCACUGGCCAUUCAAGCUGUCCUCCAGGCUGCUCAACAGGCAGUCAUGAAUGAAGGGGAUUCUGCUGGAGAGGGCCAGCAAACCACUAAUAUCCCAAUAAUGCUGACACAGCAGGAGCUUGCGGCACUGGUUCAGCAACAGCAACAGCUCCAGGAGGCUCAAGCUGCUGCUCAGCAGAGUGCUGUGGACACAAGCAUGCCCACUGAAGGACUAGCCCCUGCAGACAGCCUCAAUGAUCCCUCAGUCGAAAGUAAUGGGCAUAAUGAAAUGGCAGCAGCAGUCACAAGUGCAGUAGCGUCUUUACUCCCACAUACUGCCGCAGACACAUUAGCCCCAACAAGCACAUUUACAGGCUCUGUUUCAGUAGCUAGUCCUGCCAAGCUGCAAGCAGCAGCGGCCCUAGCAGAAGUAGCAAAUGGUCUUGAAGGAGAGAAGCAAGCUCCUCAACCAGCCCCAGUGAAGCCUGUUGUAAAGAAGGAGAAUCAGUGGUUUGAUGUUGGAAUAGUAAAAGUGACUAAUAUGGUUGUCACCCACUACUAUGUGCCAUCAGAUGACUCUCUUGGAGAUGAUGACUCUGGUGUGAUGCCAGACUAUAGCCAAAUGAAGAAAAUGGAGCUCCAGCCUGGAACAGCGUACAAAUUUAGAGUAGCAGGAAUAAAUGCUUGUGGCCGUGGAGCCUUCUCUGAGAUAUCUGCUUUCAAGACCUGCCUACCUGGCUUCCCCGGAGCACCUUGUGCCAUCAAAAUCAGCAAGAGCCCCGAUGGAGCCCACCUAACCUGGGAGCCACCUUCAGUCACCUCUGGAAAGAUAAUUGAAUAUUCAGUUUACCUGGCUAUUCAGAGCAGCCAGACAACUGAGGCCAAAGCUUCCACCCCAGCCCAACUGGCCUUUAUGCGCGUUUACUGUGGGCCCAGUCCCUCCUGUCUGGUGCAGUCCUCCAGCCUCUCCAACGCCCACAUCGACUACACAACCAAGCCAGCCAUCAUCUUCCGCAUUGCAGCCCGCAAUGAGAAGGGCUAUGGCCCCGCUACUCAAGUUCGAUGGUUACAAGAAUCUGGCAAAGAUAUUUCAUCAGCAAAACCGGCACCGAAAAGACCAGGAACGUCUCCUGAUGGCAAGGCUGCUGGUCCAAAGAAAGCUAGGACGGAUCAGUGACUUGGCGAGUAGGAACUCUCCUGGUCUUAAGUCCUUUUUUUUUUUUUAACCAAGAGGACACCACCCCUCCCAUCAUACAAUCUUUAUCUUUCAUCGUUGUGUCUCAUAUCAGGAACACAAUGAAGACAAAUCUUUGAAGCCAAGACAAAAGUCCAUCUGGGUUAUUUUCCUUGUAGAUACUCCCUUCUUUCUGGUUCUGUUGGUUGUACUAAUGUUAGAGAAAUGCAAACUAGAAGCACA
Molecule: messenger RNA, 5339 nt
Organism: Periophthalmus magnuspinnatus
Lineage: Eukaryota; Metazoa; Chordata; Actinopteri; Gobiiformes; Gobiidae
Gene: hcfc1a
Product: host cell factor C1a
Exons: 27
Coding region: 156-5099 (1647 amino acids)
Biological process (GO): chromatin remodeling; regulation of DNA-templated transcription
Cellular component (GO): histone methyltransferase complex
Molecular function (GO): protein binding; transcription coactivator activity
Source: RefSeq, a predicted model, not a curated record